GCUUCUAAUACCGCAGUAACGGUCAGAAAGUCCGUAGUGUAACGUGCAAUAAUAAACAAGGUCGAAAACAUGUUUGUAACGCCUUCAAUUUUUCUGUGGUUAGUAGCCAUCGGUCUGAUCGUUCAUAUGUGUUACAAGUUCCUGUUCGGAAAACCACCAAAUUUCCCCAGUGGACCUCCCAGACUUCCACUCGUCGGUGGUUACGGGAUUAUGCUUCUGAUUAACUAUCGCCAUCUGCACAAAGCUGCCGCUAGGCUCUGCGAGUACUAUAAAACAAGCAUGCUUGGUGUGUAUCUGGCCAGCUACGAAACCGUCAUCAUAAACGAUUUCGAUAUUGUCAAGGAAGUGCUGAAUCGGUUGGAGUUUGACGGUCGACCCGAUCUGUUCUUGGCACGCUUGCGAGAGAAGCACUUCCAGCUGCGCGGAAUCUUCUUUACCGAUGGGCCGGACUGGAAGGAGCAGCGUCGAUUUAUUCUAAGAUAUCUGCGAGACUAUGGCUUUGGUCGACGCUUCGAAUUACUGGAAGCGGAGAUCAGUGCCGAAAUUCAGACACUGAUCGAAAUGCUCAGAUAUGGGGGCAAGUAUGAGCACGAGAACGAGUUUAUGAAAGACGGCUACGUCAAGUGUCCGCAAGUGUUUUUCGUGUGCUUUGCGAAUGCCUUUCUUCAAGUGGUCAGCGGCGAGCGAUAUGCCCGCAACGAGGCGAAACCCGUGUUUGAAGCUGGCAAGCACGCGAUAACGUUUCAGCGUCUUGGAGAUGACUUUGGAACAAUCCUCAGUUUGGUCCCGUGGCUGAAGACCUUUUUCCCCAACAUAACCAACUAUAACAAACUUCGUGAUGCGAGUAUGGGAGUAAGUGAGUUCAUCGAAUCUGUCAUUCAGAAGUAUCUGGUGACCCAUGAUGAAAACCAUACAAGGUGCUUCUUGGACCUGUACUUCAACGAAAUGCGCAAGACCGGCUCGAGAAACGGCAAUGGCUUCAGCUUUCAAUACGACCAACUGGUUCUCGGAAUUGUGGACUUUUUCUUCCCGGCAAUCUCUGGAGCUACCACCCAAAUCGCUCUUCUGUUGGAGCGACUACUCUUGCAGCCCGAAGUUAUCGAGCGAAUGCAAGCGGAAAUCGAUGACGUCGUUGGCAGAGGCCGUUUCCCUUCCCUGGACGAUCGGAUCAACCUGCCCUAUACGGAAGCAACCCUACGCGAGGGAAUGCGUAUCGAUACGUUAGUUCCAUCGGGGAUCGCUCACGUGGCCCUGGAAAACACAACACUGCGCGGUUACGAUAUUCCAAAGGGGACCAUUAUAAUGCCGGCAUUAGGUGCCAUUCACAAUCAGCCAGAAGUUUGGGGCGAUCCGUACCAGUUCCGACCGGAACGUUUUCUGGACGUCCGGGGAAAAUUGUCGCUUGCCAAAGACGUUUCCGUGCCCUUCGGCGCUGGGAAGCGACUCUGUGCUGGAGAAACGUUCGCUAGGAACACGAUGUUUCUGAUAGUCUCAGCGGUAGUACAGAACUUUAAUCUGAAGCAACCACCCACCGAUCGGUUGCCAGAUCUCAGCAAACGGAUGACAGGCCUGAUAAUAACGCCGCGGGACUUCUGGCUGAAGUUUGAACCACGAUAGAUGACGGUCUAUAGUUUUUGCGUGAAAGUCAAUAAAUACGCAAGAUAAUAA
This is a messenger RNA of Toxorhynchites rutilus septentrionalis, 1668 nucleotides long. Its product is annotated as probable cytochrome P450 304a1. Bases 70 to 1617 code for a protein of 515 amino acids. The record is from RefSeq and is a predicted model, not a curated record. Gene Ontology annotation, molecular function: monooxygenase activity; heme binding; oxidoreductase activity, acting on paired donors, with incorporation or reduction of molecular oxygen. Lineage: Eukaryota; Metazoa; Arthropoda; Insecta; Diptera; Culicidae. The transcript is spliced from 3 exons.